Molecule: messenger RNA, 3608 nt
Organism: Manduca sexta (tobacco hornworm)
Lineage: Eukaryota; Metazoa; Arthropoda; Insecta; Lepidoptera; Sphingidae
Gene: Ilk
Product: integrin-linked protein kinase
Exons: 9
Coding region: 200-1558 (452 amino acids)
Biological process (GO): integrin-mediated signaling pathway; cell-matrix adhesion; protein phosphorylation
Cellular component (GO): focal adhesion; stress fiber
Molecular function (GO): ATP binding; protein binding; protein kinase activity
Source: RefSeq, a predicted model, not a curated record
UGAAUUGUAUAUUAUUUUCGGUGAUUGCGAAACUGUCAAAGAGCUAGGGACAUGAAUAGAAAUAAAAUAAUUAUUUUAUGAAUUAUUAAUAUUUAUUUUCGUUUAUUCAUCUCUUUCGGAAACUCCGGAAAUAGUGUAAUUGUAACCACGUAUACUACGUGAAAUAAGAGUUGUUUAAAAGUGUUUUUUAGUGGAAAACAUGGAAGAUAUAUUUCAGUGGUGUAGGGAAGGAAAUGCCCUUCAAGUGAGAGUGUGGUUGGAUGAUACCGAGCAUGAUAUGAACCAAGGUGACGACCAUGGCUUCAGCCCGCUCCACUGGGCCUGCAAGGAGGGCCAUCUGAAGAUAGUCGAGAUGCUGAUCAGACGCGGCGCUCGCAUCAACGUCACCAAUAUGGGAGACGACACACCACUGCAUUUAGCAGCUGCGCACGGACAUAGGCCUAUUGUGCAAUUGUUGCUGCAAAACAGAGUGGACGUAAACUUCACGAACGAGCACGGCAACUCGCCGCUGCAUUACGCGUGUUUCUGGGGGUACAGCGCCAUCGCCGAGGACCUCGUGCUCAACGGCGCCCUCGUCUCACUGGCGAAUAAGGAUGGCGACACGCCGCUGGAUAAGACAAGAGGGCAGCUUGUGCAAAGAUUACACGAGUUGGCGAGCCAGCACGGACAAGAUUUGAAGAAGAUUCAGUUCAAAGAUCAGUCGUGGCUCGGUCUUAAGACUCGAAGCAGGGAUGCAACCUUAUCUCGGCAUAAAGGCAUCAAUAUCAAUGAAUUGGCGCUGCACACUCGUAUAGCUGUCACUCCUUCGGGUGAAACAUGGCGCGGAAGAUGGCAGAAGAACGACAUAGUGGCAAAAAUACUCGCCAUACGCGAGUGCACGCCGCGCAUACAGAGGGACUUCAACGAGGAGUUCCCCAAGCUGAGGAUAUUCUCGCAUCCCAACAUAUUGCCUGUGGUGGGGUGCUGCGUGUCGCCGCCGUCGCUGGUGGUGAUCUCGCAGUACAUGUCGUGGGGCUCGCUGCACGCGCUGCUGCACGGCGGCGCGGGCGGGCGCGUGGUGGUGGACGCGGCGGCGGCGCUGCGGCUGGCGGGCGACGUGGCGCACGGCAUGCGCUACCUGCACUCGCUGCAGCGCGACAACAUCCUGCCCGCCUACCAUCUCAACAGCAAACACAUCAUGAUCGAUGAAGAUCUGACAGCGCGCAUCAAUAUGGCGGAUGCGAAGUUCUCAUUCCAAGAGAAGGGCCGCAUCUACGCGCCCGCGUGGAUGGCGCCCGAGGCGUUACUCAAACCCGCCGCCAAACGGAACUGGGAGGCCGCGGAUAUGUGGAGCUUCGCCAUACUGCUGUGGGAACUCGCCACUAGAGAAGUUCCCUUCGCAGACUUGUCGCCAAUGGAGUGUGGUAUGAAGAUAGCACUAGAAGGCCUCCGAGUGACCAUCCCUCCAGGCAUCUCUCCCCACAUAUCCAAGCUCAUAAAGAUCUGUAUGAACGAAGAUCCCGGUAAACGGCCGUCAUUCGAAAUGAUUCUGCCCAUUCUGGAGAAAAUGAAACGUUAACAUCACUGACGCAAGGUUAUUUUUGUAUUGUACGCACAUUUAAUUCUGGGGCCAAUUCUGAAGACAUUGACUGGGGAUUGAUUGGUUCAACUUUUAAUGUGAAUUGUAAAGGUUGUUAAAAAUUUUGUUUUAUUUAUUGUCAAUUUGUAAUAUAGAUCAAAAAAUUAUUUUAAUUCGUUUUGAAUAUAGAAUUAUCUUAUAUACAGAGUGUGUGCAAAAAUGGGGUUUAAUGUUUAAACCUUCGAAUAAAUUUUGAAGAAGAUUUGUAGUUUAGCAAUAGGAAAUUGAAACAAUUUGAAAAAUUUUGAUCGAUAUUUUUGUAUUGCGUUAUGGCAAUUGCGACCUAACUUUAUAUCAUUUUUUUAACCCAAUUUGUGCGACGCUUUAUAUAUUCUUUUAAGUAUUAUUUAUUGUAUUGAAAAUCCCGCCGAUUCAGGAAGAAUGGAAUCGCUAGUCAAGUCUUCAGAAUCAACAAAUUUCGUUAACAAAAAUGUUGACAUGGAAAAGUGUAUGAAAUAUUUGUUAUUGAAACGAAAAAUUAGACAAUAUUCGUCCAAAUUGUAUUAUGAUUUUAAAUUCUUAUGAAUAUUUAAUGAAUUCAUUAAUUAAUGGAUUCAAAAUGACAAUUGUUAAAACUUAUGUUUUCUAUUGAGGUUGUUUUAGUUAUUAGGACUGGACUAUACGGAAAUGAAGGUACAGUAUGAUUUUUACAUAAAGUUUAUUACAGCUGCCAAAUGCAUUGUUAAACGAGUGCCAUGUGUUAUGGGUGACAAGAAAAAAUGGUACAAAACAGUUUUUUUACACAAACUGCCAGUAUUUGUAAUUGUUGUUUAAUGUUUAGGUUGUGUUUCUAAUUAAUUUCGGUCGAACGAUACUAAUUUAAAAAUUAACCCAUGAAAUGAAAUAUGUUAAUAUAUAAAGGUGCCUUAAUUCUAUUAACAGUUUAAUAUUUGAGGUUAGUGUUCACAGUAUUUAGAAAGGACGCCCUAUAUACCUAAUAUAAUUUUUUUACUUGUACGACAAACGGACCUUACUACUUGAUGUUAAGUGGAGUGGGGUCCAAUAGACUGUCGACUGACGAGAGAUGAUUCCCUCGACAGUCGACAUAAUUUCGCCGGCCUGUUGUUCGAUAUGCACAGAGUGAUCCCGGGACGAAAUUAACACGAACACCAAAUUAUGGUCAUUUUCAUUAUCACUACUAUAUUGAAAGUACAAUACAUAUAGUCAAACCGCAUUGUGUAUAUGAACGCACACAUAAAUAAACCUUUAUCUAAUAUAAACAUGAUUAUUUGAUUAUUUUUCAUGUUAUACUUUUAGUAGAGGGACCGAUAAUACAAGCCGCGUCCUUUCUAUGUUGUCUAACAGCUAUUUUCAAUAAGCGAUCUCUAUCGCAUUUUUCAAUCUAUCUCAUAAAUUGACCAAUCAGAACAAAGAUUUUCUUGACAUGCUUACAAAAGAGGUUUUUUGAUUGGUUUAUUUUGGGAAUCGGAUAGAAAAUUGAGAUUAGGAUCGUUUAUUGAAAGCGGCUGUAAGUGAUGCUGAAAUACUGAUAUUUGUGACCAUUGUGCUGUCUCGAUAUUUAUUUAUUCCAUAGUUUAGUGUACAAUGCAUUUUAACUGAAUCUCCGUUGUGCAAUGUUCUUAUGAUACAUACUUGUUUAAAUAUAAAAUGUUUUCUUAAUAUAGUUGUAUCUUAUGAUUAUAUACGAAAAUAUUGAUAAUGAAUGUUAAUUAUUUACAGGUUAGAAACAUAUAUAAAAAGUAAUGUAAGCCUAAAAUUGUCUAUCGAUGCUUUUGUGAAAUAUGUGCCUUACAAUAUUGAAGUAAUAAUGUCGCAAAAUAUUUUCGACACGCGAAUCGUACUUUGUAAAAUGAACUGUUCGCCAUAGUUGAAAAAAAAUGCCUUAACAUUUAUAAAUAUGAUAACAAAUUAUAAACAAAGUGUAUCUAAUAUUUAAUUUAAAUAAAUAUAUUUUGGAUGUGAAAUAAUGUUACAACUUUCAUAAAGUUGUUAAUGUACUAACGAUUUCAUAAUAAAACUAUUAAAACUA